GUGCUCAGCCCAAGCACCAGUGGGAGCCCCAGGCUUGCAUCUGCCACUGCCGGCAUCAGGAACACCAAGCAGGAGGCAGUGGCGUGCCUUUGCUUGAUGGGCUGCUGUGAGUUUUUCAGGCUGUAGGAAAUGUCAGGAGACUUCUCUCAAGUUAAGUCCUUAUUUAUGAAAUCUGAGCUUUCCAAACUAUGUGUUGCAACACGUGUGUGUGUUGGGUGCAGCUUGUAGUGUGAGAAUAAAUUUGGAGGUGGGGGUAGAUGUGAUGGGGUGGGAUAUGAGUUUUAAAGGAUUUUAAAGGUGGCACAGUGUGUUAAGAGUUGAGCUGCUGAACUUGCGGACCAAAAGCUCCCAGGUUCAAAUCCCAGGAGCUGAAUGAGCACCCGCUGUUAGCCCCAGCUCCUGCCAACCUAGCAGUUCGAAAACAUGCAAAUGUGAGUAGAUCAAUAGGUGCCGCUCCGGCGGGAAGGUAACGGCGCUCCAUGCAGUUAUGCCAUCCACAUGACCUUGGAGGUGUCCUGAAAGCUACCAGGUUCGAAUCCCACCCGGGGAGAGUGUGGAUGAGCUCCCUCUAUCAGCUCCAGCUCCAUGCGGGGACAUGAGAGAAGCCUCCCACAAGGAUGGUAAAACAUCAAAACAGCCGGGCAAUGUCUCCUGGGCAACGUCCUUGCAGACAGCCAAUUCCCUCACUCCAGAGGCAAUUCUGGUUGCUCCUGACACGAAAAAAAAUCUUUUCCAAAGAAGAUUCACAGUGGCUAUGUAUCUGUUAUUAUUAUUAUUAUUGUUGUUGUUGUUGUUGUUAUUAUUACUAUUAUUAAUACAUCGUGAUAUUUUGGUGCUAAAUUCAUAAAUAAAGUAAUUACUACAUAGCAUUACUGUGUAUUGAACUACUUUUUCUGUCAAAUUUGUUGUAUAACAUGAUGUUUUGGUGCCUAAUUUGUAAAAUCAUAACCUAAUUUGAUGUUUAAUAGGAUUUUCCUUAAUCCCUCCUUAUUAUCCAACAUAUUCACUUAUCCAACGUUCUGCCAGCCUGUUUAUGUUGGAUAAGUGAGACUCUACUGUAUAUACAAUAUACUGUAUUAUAUUAUUAUAUAUUAUAGUAUAUUAUAUACUAUAUUAUAUACUAUAUUAUUAUUAUUAUUAGCAUAGCAUGCUACUGGGGAGAAGGGCCCAGUUAUAUUGUAUUAUUAUUAGUAUUAUAUUGUAUUACAUUAUAAUAUUAUUGUUAAUUUGGUAGCAUCAGCUUUUGUAGACUUGAACGGAAUGAUUUGGAGAUGGAUUGUGGCCUACCAACCUCAAAGUUUCAGGCCCCCAAUAAUCCCAGUUGUAGAAGGCCAUGAAAUUGAGUUGUAGGGUGUCCUUUUUCCCGGCCACCAACUAGAUCUAAUUUUCCCAGAGCAACCGAUAUUAUUAUUAUUAGAGUAACCAAGGCCUGUGUCUUGCAUCAUAAGAGCCCAAGCAACCUGGGUGAUGUCACAAUGAGUGCCAGUGACCAAGAACAAACGCUGCUUGCAGCCUGGUCCUUUACUCUCCUAGCUAUGCGGUACCUAUCUUUCCUUUUCCUGAGCGUGGUUACUGCGACCGCACUGUGAUGUAGAAUGCGGAGCUGUUUCUCGUGCAAAAGCACAAGCAAAAAAUGAAAGGGGAUACCGUGAAUGUGCGCCGCAGUGUCCGAGUUAAAACCAGAGUCCCCUGGAUGCCCCCUGGCAAAACAUCUUGCAGAGAGUCAUCAUACAAGUGGGAGGGACCGACCCAUCGCCUGGAAAUCACUCCUCCAGAUUCCGAGAAAUUACUGUCCGUGCUUCGCCUGAGUGACCUUUCCACCGACGAGGAGGACGCCGUUCAUUGUAAGAUGAACAAGUAUGAGAAGAAGAUCGACAGUUUGCUGAACGUGGUAGGCACCCUGAAGAACGAGCUGUGUCCGCAGGUCAAGAUGCCCAAGCGGGACGACUCGCGGUGUGUGGCCAAGCGCCUCCUCGACGAGCAGAAGGACGAGCUGGAGGAGGUCACGCAGGAGCUGGUGGAGACCGAGCACGAGAACACCGUCCUCCGGCGCAACAUCGAGCGCAUGAAGGAGGAGAAAGACCUGAGCAUACUCCAGAAGCGGCACUUAAUGCACGAAAAGGAGUGCUUGAUGGCCAAGCUGGUGGAGGCGGAGAUGGACGGAGCGGCGGCUUCCAAGCAGAUUCAAGCCCUGAAGGACACAAUCUGCAAACUGAAAUCGGAGAAGCACAUGACGGUUUCCGACAUCAACACUCUCACGCGGCAAAAAGAGCUGCUGUUGCAGAAACUGAGUACUUUUGAAGAGACCAACCGAACCCUCCGGGACCUGCUUCGAGAGCAACAGGGUCGGGAGAAAGAUUCUCACAAAUUAGCGGAGCAGCAAGCGGCACUCAUGAAAAGGCUGGCUGAUUCAGAUGCGGAGAAAGCGCAAUUGUUGAAGAAGUUGCAAGAGAAAGAGAAGGAAGUGGACGAUCUGUUGGUUCAGAUCCAGACGGAAAAGGACCAAGCCAAGACGGCGGCGGAGCUCACGAAAUCCAUGGAAGCCGUGAGGGGACAUUUGCAAGCGCAGCUGCGGAAUAAGGAAGCGGAGAACCACCGCUUGGGCAUCCAGAUUCGGAACCUGGAGCGCGUUGCGGCGCAGCACAAGGCCGAAGUGGAGAACAUCAUGGAGCAGCUGAAGGAGCUGAAGGCCAAGGGGGAGCGGGACAAGGAGGGCCUGAAGAAGGCCAUCAAGGCCCAGAAGGAACGAGCCGAACGCAGCGAGGAAUACGCCGAUCAGCUCAAUGCCCAGCUCGCGGAAAAGGACACCUACGUGGCCGAGGCCUUGUCCACUCUGGAGUCUUGGAGGAACCGCUACAACCAGGUGGUGAAGGACAAGAGCGACCUGGAGGUGGAGAUCGUGAUGUUGAACAGCCGCAUUUCAGACCUGGUGGACCAGCAGGCCGCCAUGGAGGACAAGAUGCGGGAAGAUCGGGACGCCAUGGCUGACAAGCUCCACCGGCACGCCACCGAGAGCGCGUCCAUCAAGAUGGAGAACGAGAGGCUGAAGAACAGCAUGAUCCCUGUGGAGGAGAGCAUGAAUGAAGCCCAGCAAGAGAUUGCCAAACUCAAGGCCUCUCUCAAGAGCUACGAAGGCAUGAUCGAAACCUAUAAGGGUCAGGUGAUGAAAACACGGAUGGAAGCGGAUGAGGUGACCAUGAAACUGGAGGCCUGUGACAAGGAGAACAUAGCUCUGAAAGAAGAAAUGGCCAAGGAGCUUGAGAAUGCCCGCAAGCAGUUCCAGAACCAGGUGGCCGAGCUGGAGAAGCUUCCCGAGAUCUUGAAGAUGACCGAGAUGAAGCUGGCCGAGUGCCAGGACCAGCUCCAGAGCUACGAGAAGAAGAACGCGGACCUGUCCGCCAUGAUCACGGACCUCCGCCAGCGGAUUGAGCUCCAAGGAGACAAGAUGGAGAUGGCAAGAGAAAAAUAUCACUUGGCCCAGGAGCAGAACAAGCAGCUGGUCCUCAAGCUGGAAGAAGUGGAGAGGAAACUUGAAGCAACCAGCAGCCAGAACAUUGAAUUCCUGCAGGUCAUUGCCAAGCGGGAGGAGUCGAUCCACCAGUCCCAGCUGCGGCUGGAAGAGAAGACCCGGGAAUGUGGCUCUUUGGCCCGCCAGCUGGAGAUGGCCAUUGACGACGCCAAGAGGCAGCUGGAACAGGCCAGGGAGCGAGCGGCCACGAGGGAGCGAACCGCCCAGUCCAAAAUACUGGAUUUGGAGACCCAGUUGAGCCGGACCAAGACGGAGCUGAACCAGAUGCGGCGGAGCAAGGAUGACGCCGAGCACCGGUUCCAGAGCCGCCUCCAGGACCUGAAGGACCGGCUCGAGCAGUCGGAGAGCACCAACCGCAGCAUGCAGAACUACGUCCAGUUCCUGAAGUCCUCGUAUGCCAACGUCUUUGGAGACAGUGCCUUGACCAGCUCCCCCAUCCGGCCCCGGUCUCCCCUGUGACCAAACCCUUGCCCUUUCCCUUUAGGCUCAAUGGUUGUGUGUGUGUGUAUUUCAAAGCCAUAUCUAACUCCCAGAAUAACCGAGACACAUUUCCUCGCUACAGGCAAACACUCGGGGCAUUUUUAUCCUCCCUAUUCUUCUAGUGCCUUACACAGAUUAAACCUGCAGGUUUUUUAUUUUUUCCUACUUUGGUUUUGCGUACGUACGUAUGCUUGUGUCACGGUUCCACGAGGCUUGAAGAUCAUGUUUCAACCAACCUUUGGGAGAGAUGCGGACGAAUGAAAGGCCUGGCAGGCGGGUGAGGGUCGGGCGGCUCUUUGUUUCCCUUCUUUUAUAUUUGCAGUUGUUUUGCUCAUAACAAAGGGAUGCACGUAACUGCAGAGCAUCUUCCUUUUCAUGGGAUCCACAGUUUGAGACUUACAUACUUUAAGUUAUUUACCUUUUUUGUACGUGUGACUUAGUGUUCAAUAAUGGGAUUUUUAGUUGCCGGGUCUCCAUCUAAUGGUUUUGUUUGAAUUCUAAUACGUGUGUCUGUGUGAUCUGGGUUCUGUUCAUGUGCCAAAUCCGUCUUCAUUCGAAUGCAAACCCUGAGUUGGAUUUUAACACUAUCUUCUUGUUUGCGGGAAAUCACAAGCAUUACUCUUCACGUCUUCCCAAAUUUUGGUCACUUUCAUCCAGGGGACAAAUCAGCCAACGGAUUGCUGUUGAGACUUUAAAAAACAUAUUUAAUAUAUGUCAGAUCUAAUAUGACUUAAUGUGUGACUUUUAAAACGGUGCUGCAAUAAAUACUUUUUCAAGGAACAUAA
Molecule: messenger RNA, 4794 nt
Organism: Anolis carolinensis (green anole)
Lineage: Eukaryota; Metazoa; Chordata; Lepidosauria; Squamata; Anolidae
Gene: odf2
Product: outer dense fiber of sperm tails 2
Exons: 19
Coding region: 1634-3988 (784 amino acids)
Biological process (GO): regulation of cilium assembly
Cellular component (GO): centrosome
Source: RefSeq, a predicted model, not a curated record